Molecule: messenger RNA, 276 nt
Organism: Paraglomus occultum
Lineage: Eukaryota; Fungi; Glomeromycota; Glomeromycetes; Paraglomerales; Paraglomeraceae
Source: the annotation of a GenBank genome assembly
AUGGCGUCUUGGGAAUACCCUGCUCACAAAGAAUUUCCUAUGGAUGGCCCUAAGCCGUCUGAGGUUGAUCCUCGAGACAUGGAAGCUCAAAUGGAAGCACGCGAACGUCAGCUUCGUGAACAGUGGAUAAAAGCCAUGGAGGCCCGUCUGAUCGGAAAUGCUUUGAGUAAAUGUUAUAAGACGGAAGGCGUGAAUCAUUUUCAGAAUUGUAAACACCUUGUUGACUUGUACUUGCAGGCUGUUAAAGAAGCUAAAUUCAAAGGAUGGAGAGAUUGA